CCUCUCCGAUCUGCUUAUUCCAAGUGAGGCAGUUGUCCAGGUAGUCUCAGAUUUUUAACAAUUUUGGAAUAAGGUAUAGAUGUGGAAUAUAUAUCUAUGGUCAUUUUACUUCAGUAGUCAUGUUCGUUAAGAAUGUUCUAUAUCUACGUUUAUUUUGUAUCUGUUUUAUUUAGAUAUUCAAUGAAUUUGAAAAUGAAUCCGAUAGGUAUUUGACGUAUUGUGUUUUUGUAAACAAUAAGAAUUUGUUACCAAUUUCUUUUACAAUUCGACAAAAAAUGUUGCUUUCGCUGAAUUUUCUUAUAAAACUUAGUGAUUUUACACUCAGUGCUUUAAAUUUUCUUUAAGACAAAAACUAAAUAUUGUUCAUUACAAUUUUAUUUAACAUCUAAUUGAUUUUUGCCAUGGAAGAUAUAUUCAAAUUAAAUGAUGUUAUUUUCAACUAUUAUUCUUUAAUUGGUGGAUUAUUUCUUACUUAUUUGAUUUACCGGAUUUUUCAUUCAUUUCUACCUGAUAAUAUAUAUAUACAUUUCAAAUAUAGAAAUCGGGGACAUACUUGGAGAAGCAUAGAAUGUAAUAAAUCUAUACCCUAUAAUAUUUAUUGCACAGUUUGUGGUAAGCUCAUGUUACCAUUAGUGGGGCUGUUCUGUGAGUGCUGUGCUGUCAGUGCAUGUAAGAGGUGCCACUAUGUGAUAGAGAAAAAGUUCCAAUGUAAAUCUGUUUCAUGGCCAAAUGAUAAACCCUUUCACCAUCAUUGGGUUAAUGUUAGCAUAGUUCGUGUUGAGAAUCCUGAUAAUAUGGAAGACUGUAUUAAAAAAUAUUUUUGCUGUUGGUGUCAAAGAACAAAGUUGAGUCAUAAUAUUACCUUAAAUGACUCUGAGGAAUGUGAUUUUCAGAAGUUCAAAAAUAUUAUUAUUCCUCCAUCUUGUGUACAAAUUGAGAAAGGGAAAAUAACUAAUAUAAAACCAUUACAAGAUAAAAAUUGGGAGCCAUUAAUAAUUUUUGCAAACCGCAAAUCAGGCAGCAACAGAAGUGAUGAAGUACUCUCCAUUUUCAGAGGUCUUCUUAAUCCAAUACAGGUGGUGGACAUUAGCGUUAUGUCACCGGAGAGCGUGGCGCGAUGGCUGCCGGACCGUUGCCGCGUGCUAGCAGCCGGCGGCGACGGCACUGUUGCUUGGGUGCUCAACGCCCUACAUUCCGUUCCACACGUAAAGGCUCCGGUUGCUAUAUUACCUAUGGGGACGGGAAACGAUUUGUCUCGAGUAUUAGGCUGGGGUCCGACUUGCGAUUCACAUUUAAAUGCAAAUUCCAUUAUAACUUCAAUAAAACAAGCUGAAGAACAAAUUUUAGAUAGAUGGAAGGUAACUAUAAAACCAAAGCGACGUAGACUGGGGCGGUUGCGACCAGACCGCGUGCUCUACGCGUACAACUAUGCUAGCAUCGGCGUGGACGCGCAAGUCGCGCUCGACUUCCACAACGCUAGGACUCAAUUCCUUUACAGAUAUGCGAGCAGAACCAUUAAUUAUAUAGCGUACGCGGUGCUGGGCGCGGGCCGGUGGUGGGCGGCGGGCGCGUGCGCGGGGCUCGAGCGGCGGCUGCGGCUGCGGGCGGACGCGCGCGACGUGCCGCUGCCGCCGCUGCAGGCGCUCGUCGCGCUCAACAUACCCUCCUGGGGCGCCGGCGUGCAUCUCUGGGGGAUGGGUAACGAAGGAGAAGUACCUGAGCAGAGUAUAAACGAUGGAAAACUAGAGGUGGUAGGAAUUUCAUCAUCGAUCCAUAUAGCGCGACUUCAAUGUGGCCUAGCUGAACCGUAUCGCUUUACACAAGCUUCGAGGAUUAAGAUCGAGAUGGAAGGAUCUUGUGCGAUGCAAGUAGACGGCGAGCCAUGGAUGCAAGGUCCAGCCACUAUCCUGAUCGAGCACGCCGGUCACAGUGUCGUAUUGCGCGCAACAAAUCGUAGAUCUGAAUAAUUACAAAUUUAUACUUAUUUAUAGUUCAUUUUAAAUGUUACAGGGUUAUUUUUAUUUUAUUCUCUUUAAUAGUAUUAUUACGAAUGUUAAUUUAUAGGAAAUAUUAAAGCAUUUAAUUAUUGAUCA
Messenger RNA from Galleria mellonella (greater wax moth), 2093 nucleotides. It is a transcript of the gene Dgkepsilon, whose product is annotated as diacylglycerol kinase epsilon. Gene Ontology annotation, molecular function: ATP-dependent diacylglycerol kinase activity. NCBI's taxonomy places the organism in Eukaryota, Metazoa, Arthropoda, Insecta, Lepidoptera, Pyralidae. The transcript has 12 exons. The coding region runs from base 402 to 1967 and encodes 521 amino acids. The record is from RefSeq and is a predicted model, not a curated record.